AUAACCAGAGAUUUACUAGAAAUACCAUGGUUAAUAAAGCAAAACCAUGGUUAAUUUGUGGUUACCAUGGUUUAUAGUAACCAUGUUUUUUUUGGUUUUAUUUGUAGUAAAACCAUGGUUAAUUUUCGUAAGGGUGACUUAAUAUUUAAAUCACUCGCCCUUAACGCUUCAUUCGCGUCUGGUGUGAAAGCACCAUCCUCUUCUCGCCGCUUCUGUCUCCAGUCCAGCGGGUGGCGCUAAAACACAUUCGUUUGUUUGAUAAACACCAUUAGACCUCAGAAGAAGAAGGUUAGUUUCACCGCGCUCUCUGUUGUUUUGUCGUGGUGCUAGUUUAAUACAAACUGUUAGAAAUGUUGUUUCUGUACGUGGAAAAAUACAGUUUUUGGAUCAGGUCAUUAAACGCCUGUAAUAUUCUCAUCAUCACAGUCGUGACUAAGUUUUGAAUCAAGCAGGAAAUUCUGGAGGAGUAUCAGCUGAACUGAGAUCUGCUGUGAAUAUGGAGUUUGUUAAAGAGGAGAGUGAGGAAAACACGAGUGAAAUAAAACAAGAGGAACCAGAAACCUGGAAAAUACAACACAUGGGACCAGAAACCUGGAAAAUAAAAGAAGAGGAACCAGAAACCUGGAAAAUACAAUACAUGGAACCAGACACCAGGAAAAUAAAAGAAGAGGAACCAGAAACCUGGAGAAUAAAAGAAGAGGAACCAGAAACCUGGAGAAUAAAACAAGAGGAACCAGAAACCUGCAGAACAAAACACGAAGAACUAGAAAUAUUAAGAAUAAAACCCGAGGAAUCAGAAACCUGGAGAAUAAAACAUGAGGAACCAGAAAUAUUGAGAAUAAAACACGAGGAAUCAGAAACCUGCAGAAUAAAACAACAAGGGGAGGAACAAAGAGAGUUCAUUGAAGAGAAAGGGGCGAAUGAAGAAUCAAGUGAAGUUGAGGAGAAAAAGCAUAUUAAAACUGGAGGAAAAUCUUUGAGUUGCACUCAAACCAUACAGAAAGAAAUAAAGAAAAAAAGAGUCAAGAAAUCAUUCACCUGCACUCAGUGUGGAAAGAGUUUCACACACAAAGCAAGUUAUGGGCGUCACAUGAGAAUUCAUAUUGUAGAGAAACCUUUCACUUGUGAUCAGUGCGGGAAGAGUUUCAAACAAUCAGCAAACCUUAAGAGACACAUGAAGAUCCACACUGGAGAGAAACCGUACACAUGUGAUCAAUGUGGUGAAAUGUUUUUAUGGGCUUCACUUCUUAAGAAACACUAUGAAUUUCAUUCAAAGGAGAAACCACAUUCAUGUAAUUUGUGUGGUAAGAGUUUAUUGAAUCUACUAAGUUUGAAGGUACAUCAGAAAAUACAUACUAGUGUGAGAGAGUACAUGUGCUUUGAGUGUAAAAAGACUUUUAGUUCAGUGAGCAAUUUAAAACAGCACGAGAGGAUCCACACUGGAGAGAAACCUUAUAAGUGUUCACACUGUGACAAGAGAUUCAAUUAUUUACCAUAUCUGAAAACACAUGAGAGGAUCCAUAAUGGAGAGAAGCCUUAUAAGUGUUCACACUGUGACAAGAGAUUGAAUUGUUUACAAAAUCUGAAAAAACAUGAGAGGAUCCACACUGGAGAGAAACCAUAUAAAUGUUCACACUGUGACAAGAGAUUCAGUGGGAUAACAAACCUGAAAUCACAUGAAAGGAUCCAUAAUGGAGAGAAGCCUUAUACGUGUUCACACUGUGGCCAGAGAUUCAGUCAUUCAGCAAGUCUGAAAAUACAUGUGAGGAUUCACACCGGAGAGAAACCUUAUACGUGUUCACACUGUGGCCAGAGAUUCAGUCAUUCAGGAAAUCUGAAAGCACACGAGAGGAUCCACACUGGAGAGAAACCUUAUAAGUGUUCACAGUGUGACAAGAGAUUUCAUCAGUUGGGAAGUCUGAAAACACAUGAGAGGAUCCACUCUGGAGAGAAACCUUAUAAAUGUUCACACUGUGACAAGAGAUUCAUUGUUUCAUCACAUCUGAAAACACAUGAGAGGACCCACACUGGAGAGAAACCUUACAAGUGUACACACUGUGUUAAGAGAUAUAGUAAGUUAUCAAGUCUGAAAAGACAUGAGAGGAUCCACACUGGAGAGAAACCGUAUUAAUGCACUGUACGUGGGAAGUGUUUCAUUCAGUCAUCUGUUAUACACAGUUAUACAAAAAACAAUAACAGUAAGGUCCUGUACACAUGGAGACAUGUUUAGCUGUAUAUGUAAAUAUUUUGUAUGGUAUAUGUGUUUCGUCCAGGCGGAUCCGGCAUUUUGGGAGAGUGAAAUCACUAUAUAUUUUUUUUAAACCGGGUCCCAGAGUGGCUGAAUCUAAAAAUUACACCUUUGCAUUUUCAUGUGUACAGGCAAUCCGUAUAUUUUGUGAAACAAUGAUGUCAUGGAAGGUCAUGGAAGAUCAUGUGACCCUUCGGCAGCAAUGCACACAUAGUCCUUUGGUGUGCUCACUUUGUCAGAAAUUAUAUAUAUCUCAGUGUUGUAGUCGAGUCACCAACUGUCGAGUCUCGAGUCCCAGUGUUCGAGUCCGAGUCGAGUCUCGAGUCCCGUAUUGGAAAUUUUUUUUGAGGAAACAAUAGCAACCAACUGAGUUGGUAGGCAUUGAAGUCCAUUAUAUGAAGAAAACAUGGUGAAAUGUUUUCCUUAACAUAAUUUAAGAAAAAACGCCAUGGAUAUCCUGGAUGGCAUUGGGAGGAGUAAAUGAUUAGGAAAUUUUCCACUGUAUUACAGAAAUACACUCUGAGAAUAAAAGAAACGUGCAUUUUACAAGACACUGUAUUUAAAAGUUACUUAAAACAUAAAAAGUCAAUACGAUAUGCCGAGAGAGAGAGUGGAGUGGGGGUGUGUGUGUGUGUGUGAGAGAGAGAGAGAGAGAGAGAGAGAGAGAGAGCGUUUGUGUGUGACCGAGUGAUUUAACGUGAGUGCGUUUGUAUGUGUUCAAGUGAAUGUGUGUGUGUGACGGCACGCGACUGGUCAGAAAGCAACGUGUAUUUUGCGCGCUCAAGUUCGUUAUUUCCAAUGUAGGCGCGCGGUAUGCGUGCUCAUAAUGGAAAAGACAUGCUCGUUUUUUCCAGGUGCGUCCGCACCGCAUCAAGUUAAAAACCUCUCAACUUUUCAGAAUGCCGCAUUCGCAUCGCAGGUCAUGUGACAAGAACUAACCAAUCAGCUUCAUCCUUUCCCACAAGCGCAUGAGCGCUUCGGAAAAAAAGUAAAGUGAAAGUAAAGUGAGUGACGUCAGUGAGUGUGUUGUCAAGCAAAGAGAGCGAGCGGUAGCAGUGUCUGUGAGGGAAAAGAAUAGAUCCCGGCCGGUCUUGGGCACGAAACAGGAAAAGUGUAACACCUUAUAUAAUUUUUUUAAAUAACAUUUUUUGUCAAAAACAACGUGAAGAAUGCUCAAGUCCGAUUUUAUAUAUCCUCGAGUCCGAGUCCAAGUCGAGUCACAAGUCCAAAGAAUAGUGACUCGAGUCGGGACUCGAGUCUGAGUCCAGGACUCCAUCACUGAUAUAUCCUGUCAGUCAAUUGUGAACAACUAGCCACAGUCAAGGAUGUUCGGGAAAGACAGAUUGAACAAUCACUAAUAAAGAAAAAAUUAAAAGAUUCUGCCAUUUACUGAGGAACUAUAGCUAACGGUAUCAAGCUAGUGCUCAAAGAGCAACAAAGUGCUCUCGAUUCAGUUGUGUCUUCAACUGUAUGAGAAGCAACAGACUUUGUACUGACUCCAGCAGUGACAUCAUGAUUGACCGGGCACAUUGCGUGUAUCACGGAAGGAAAAACUCAGUUUGGCAAUGUACUCUCAUCUUCCUUGCACUACGAUGGCAUGACAGGUCUGCGAUCCUUAAAGGUGCUCGGCCGACAUAUCCGGUGAAAUAUGGAUAUGUCACGCUACAAUUUUUUUCCUGACUUUAGUCCAGCCACAACUACCAAGAGAAAGAGCUUUAAUCCAGUCUUGAAGAAGACUCCAGCCCUCCUCCAGGUUACUUUAUGCUGAACAAUUCUAUACUUUCCCAGUUUAUCUCAAAUGUUAAACUACCCAGAAUAAAACUUGCCAUGUUGCAGCAUCCUAUACUUUUGGGAGGAUUGGGUGUACCCAAUUUUGAAUUAUAUUAUUUGUACUUUCAAUUUAAGGCUCUUCGUAUUUGGGCUGAUCCUCAAUCUAAAGCUUCAGGGAGAGCAAUCGAAGCUGACAAGGUUAAACAACGUAAGCUCCAAGAUAUUUUAUUUGCUGGCACAGGAAAUAAAAAUGAUAAACAUAACUUUUGCCCCUGUUGUGGCCAAUUCUAUUAGGAUCUGGAAAAGGGUGGUAUGCCUGAUGCGAGGACCUUUAAAAAAAUUUUAACAAGACUUAUGGCAGAACUUAAAUUUUUCACGUGGAAAACGGCCAGUAUGUCCAGCCUUCUGGGUCUGAAUUGGACAUAAACACAUGCAAUGACUUAUAUGAUGACCAAAGACACAUUUCAAGAACUGAGAACUAAUAUUUGUUUACCAGCAUCAUAUUUAGUCUUUUUUCAGUUACGCUCUGCUCUCUGCUCUGCCUAUUGAGUUCCCUGGGCAUCCCCCAUUUCCUCUCAUCCUAUGUGGGAUUUGAUUGCACCAUCCUCUGGUUGGCCAUCUAUUUCUUUAAUGUAUAAUAAACUUAAUGAUCACACUAAAAAGCCUAAUUUCUAUUAAACAUAUAUGGAAUUGACAAUUAAAAGAUUUUGAUGUAUCGGUCGAUUGGGAGAGGGUGUGGUCAAAUCUAAUAUUAACUUCUAAAAACUUGGUUCAUCGUUAUAUCCAUUUCAAAGUCAUCCAUAGAGCAUAAAUAACUCCUUACAAAAGUUUUUUUAAUGAAUCUUCAAUCGACCUAUAACUGCCAUAUCUGUAACAAUGUAUUAUCUGUAACACUGUAUCAUCAGGUUCUUUUCUUCACAUGUUUUGGGAAUGUCCAAUUGUUGUCAAUUUAUGGACACGUGAAUUCUGUUUUAAUCCAUUUUGAUGCAAAUUGUUUACAUGUCUAACCCAUGUUCAUGUUUUCUCAAUAAGGAUUCCAACUGAUCUUUAAGUUCAUUAAAGAGAAUGUUGUUUGCUGGUUUUACAGCUGCAAAGUAGACAAUAAUACAAAACUGGUUCACUCACGUGUACAAAAACAUUUGGAUUUACAGCCUACUUAAAAUAGUUACUUGUGAAUGUACAAUGGCACAAAUGAACAAGGCUAAAUCCAGUACCACUGAUGCAUGGAAAUGUUUAUCUACCGAGACUUAAGGUUAUAUAAAGGAAUGAUUUGAAGAUUUUUUUUCCUUCUUUACUUUCAGAUUGUAAAAAUAUUGAUGUGUUUGUUGCUUCCUCUUCCGUUUAUUUUUAUUUUUUUAAUGGAUGUAUUUUUAUUGACUCAAAAAUAAAAAAAUGUUGAUCACAAAAAAAAACAAAACAAUGUCAUCACCCAAUGUCACGACCCUAGUCAAACACGGCUACUUCAUGUAACACCAGCAACAAAAACAGAGGACUACAUGUUUGGGUUCAUGCUGCAGAAGCUACUGAGCCUAUUAACUUGACUAAACUUACCAGUAGAGCCGCACGAUAUUGGAAGAACCGGGUUACAUUGCUGACAGAAUACAGUGUUUUAUAAUCUAGUGAUUGUAAGGAGAGUGUAGCACACUCACUGUCGAGUCGAGUACCAGUGGAUUAGAGAUCUUCUCGCACGAGACCCUACACAACAGUGCAGCGUGUGGGACAAGACUUGAUAAGCGAGUGCAGAGACUUGUGUGCGGGAUGCGGGUAAAGAAAAUGAUUCACGGGACUCCCGCAAAAUAGAAACAUCCAAACAUAAAAUAUCUAAAUAAAAUAAAUUGUUAUUCAUCUAUUGCACAAAAGCAACAUUAACUAAUAUAAAUUAUAUACAAUUAACAGGUGCAAGCAUAUGCAGAGUUUCUAUUUAGGCUAUAAUAGGGGUUUGGUUGGUCACCUGACACUGUUGCAAGAUACUGCAAAAGCGCACCUUUUGUUAAUAAAAGUUUAAUUUCUUCCUUUAAUAUAGGCUAAGUAAGUUUGUCAUUAUUGUAGAUGUUUUAAUUUAAAAUGAAUAAAACAUUGA
Messenger RNA from Carassius gibelio (silver crucian carp), 6098 nucleotides. RefSeq names its product zinc finger protein OZF. The transcript has 3 exons. Bases 497 to 2131 code for a protein of 544 amino acids. Gene Ontology annotation, cellular component: nucleus. NCBI's taxonomy places the organism in Eukaryota, Metazoa, Chordata, Actinopteri, Cypriniformes, Cyprinidae. The record is from RefSeq and is a predicted model, not a curated record. Gene Ontology annotation, biological process: regulation of transcription by RNA polymerase II. Gene Ontology annotation, molecular function: DNA-binding transcription factor activity, RNA polymerase II-specific; RNA polymerase II cis-regulatory region sequence-specific DNA binding.